Molecule: messenger RNA, 2171 nt
Organism: Phragmites australis (common reed)
Lineage: Eukaryota; Viridiplantae; Streptophyta; Magnoliopsida; Poales; Poaceae
Product: tubulin gamma-2 chain-like
Exons: 12
Coding region: 272-1681 (469 amino acids)
Biological process (GO): mitotic cell cycle; microtubule nucleation; mitotic sister chromatid segregation
Cellular component (GO): spindle; gamma-tubulin complex; microtubule
Molecular function (GO): GTP binding; structural constituent of cytoskeleton
Source: RefSeq, a predicted model, not a curated record
AAAAUUGCGCCAAUUCCCUUGCUCCAAAAUCUCCGGCUCUUCCAUACAUAUCCGCUUCCCCUCCGUCUCGCGCCUCGUCAGUUGCCUCCCCUCCCCUCCGUUCCCCUCUCCUCCCCUCCCCGCUCCCACCCCCACCACACUCGCUAGCGGUUGGUCUGCACUCGCGUCCAAACCAAGCAAACCCAAAACCCUAGGACGCCGCCUCUGCCGGCCGAGCUCCCUCCCUAGCUGUGCCGCCGCCGCCGCCGCCGCCGGAGGAGGGGCGAGGAAGAUGCCGCGCGAGAUCAUAACGAUCCAGGUGGGGCAAUGCGGGAACCAGAUCGGGAUGGAGUUCUGGAAGCAGCUCUGCCUCGAGCACGGCAUCGGCAAGGACGGCCUCCUCGAGGACUUCGCCACCCAGGGUGGUGACAGGAAGGACGUCUUCUUUUACCAGGCCGAUGACCAGCACUACAUACCCAGGGCUCUUUUGGUGGAUCUAGAGCCGAGAGUGAUCAAUGGAAUACAAAACAGCGAGUACAGGAACCUGUACAACCAUGAGAAUGUAUUUGUCGCUGAGCAUGGUGGUGGUGCUGGAAACAACUGGGCUAGCGGGUACCAUCAGGGUGAACAAGUUGUUGAUGAUAUCAUGGACAUGGUCGAUAGAGAAGCAGAUGGAAGCGAUAGCCUUGAGGGUUUCGUUCUUUGUCACUCUAUCGCUGGUGGAACUGGUUCAGGUAUGGGUUCUUAUCUGUUGGAGACACUAAAUGAUCGGUACAGCAAAAAGCUUGUGCAGACAUAUAGUGUUUUUCCAAAUCAGAUGGAAACAAGUGAUGUUGUUGUCCAACCUUACAACUCACUUUUAACUCUGAAGCGGCUGACACUGAAUGCUGAUUGUGUGGUUGUUCUUGACAAUACGGCUCUUAAUAGGAUUGCAGUAGAGCGUCUUCAUUUAUCAAAUCCUACUUUUGCGCAAACAAACUCUUUGGUCUCCACGGUUAUGUCAGCUAGCACAACUACUUUGAGGUAUCCUGGAUAUAUGAACAAUGAUCUGGUUGGCCUUCUUGCCUCCUUGAUCCCUACUCCAAGGUGUCAUUUUCUAAUGACAGGUUAUACUCCAUUGACCGUUGAACGCCAGGUUAAUAUGAUACGCAAAACGACGGUACUGGAUGUUAUGAGAAGACUUCUGCAGACAAAGAAUAUAAUGGUGUCAUCAUAUGCCCGAACAAAGGAAGCCAGCCAGGCUAAAUACAUUUCCAUACUUAAUAUCAUUCAAGGAGAGGUCGACCCUACACAGGUCCAUGAGAGCCUGCAAAGGAUACGCGAAAGGAAGCUUGUUAACUUCAUAGAUUGGGCACCUGCAAGCAUUCAGGUUGCCUUGUCAAGAAAAUCCCCAUAUGUUCAAACAACUCACAGGGUUAGUGGUUUGAUGUUAGCGAAUCAUACUAGUAUUCGCCACUUGUUCAGCAAAUGCCUGGGACAAUAUGAAAAGCUAAGGAAAAAGCAAGCUUUUCUUGACAACUACAGGAAGUUCCCAAUGUUUGCGGACAAUGAUCUCUCUGAAUUUGAUGAAUCUCGAGAGAUAAUAGAGAGCCUAGUUGACGAGUACAAGGCUUGUGAAUCACCAGACUACAUCAAAUGGGGAAUGGAGGACCCUGGAGAGGCAACCGUUGCGGCUGCACUUGAUUCUAAGUUAGUGGUGUAAAUACCAAGGCCCUGCGGAUUAUCCAAAGAUGCACUGUAGCUUCCUGGUAGUCAUCAAUUCCAUGCCGCCUGCUCGUCUCGAUCCCAUCGGAGUGGGUCAUGCAGUUAUUUGCAACCUCACAGUUUGCCGCCCUUUUUUUUUUGUUAGUUUGUGUGCUAUGUAAAUGUUGAAAGCCACUUCUCCUGGUCUGUGCUGUUCCAGUCUUUUAGCUACCAUCUUUGGUGGCGAUGGGUUGGUUCCAUGUUCUGUGACGCUGAUAGUUUCGGUAGUACUCCAUAUUGUGAUCCGCUUUCCUUAAUGAUGACGUAGCAGCUUUUAGUGAACCUAGUUUGUGGGGCGUCUGCCGUGGCCCUCUCAGUAUCUACGCCUGGAGGAACUACCGGUUCUGGGUAGCAAUUUAGGAAUGCAAUCAUAUGCUUUCAUUUCUGGCAAUGUAAUGGAUUCUGGCUGGGUUGGUAAACGUGAAAUGUUUUCACGAAGCAAUAGAACA